CGCCACUGGCUAGCAAUGAUAGUGACGCACUUCCGGGCGGCCCUGGGGAAGAUGGCGGACGGUUGUGAGCACUGGUGGGCGGAGCUGCUCAAUCACCCCGUGUUACGCCGACUGAAGGGGGGUGACAGGCAUUGGGAUGAAGCGGCUAAGAAUAUCAUCUUCUGUGUCGAUAAUGACCUUUUCUUCUGGGAUACGGACGAGAGCGUGUUUUACACCAUCAACAUCAGGAACCUGAACGUCGGCAUCGACUCAUACCAGACAUUACUGUGUAUAAACGCACCUUUGUUUGAAGUUAAUGAAGUUCUGCUUAGCUCAACACAGCAUCAUGUGCUACUGAUUGGAACUAAAGGCAUGAUGGUGUUGGAGUUGCCCCAGCGAUGGGGCAAGAGGUCUGAGUUUGAAGGUGGAAAAGACAGGAUUAAUUGUCGAACUGUUCCUAUAGCAGAAAGGUUCUUUACUAGUUCGACAUCGCUGACAUUGAAGCAUGCUGCUUGGUACCCUAGUGAAACUGAGGAACCACAUGUUGUCAUGUUAACAUCUGAUAAUUCUAUAAGGUUCUAUGAUUUAAAGCAACCACAGGCUCCAGUGAAGACAUUCAGCCUUACUCAGUGUGAAGACGAAAAUAUUGUACCAGCCACACGAUCAUAUACAGCAUCACUGGGUGAGAUUGCAGUUGCAUUUGAUUUUGGCCCUUUGACAUAUGCUCCUGGGCGUCGUUCCAAAGAAGAGGUUCAGAUCUAUCCGCUUUACAUCCUGUAUGAAAAUGGCGAGACCUUCUUGAUAUACUGCAACCUUACUCACGCCAGCACUGGCCUUAUUGGAAAGUUACUGGGUCCUCUGCCAAUGCACCCAGCCGCUGAGGAUAAUUACGGCUAUGAUGCUUGUGCAAUACUGUGCCUUCCCUGUACCCCCAACAUUCUGGUUAUUGCUACACAAUCUGGGAUGCUAUACCACUGUGUAGUUCUUGAAGGAGAUGAAGAGGAGGAUCAGAUGGCUAAUGAAUCUUGGGACCUGAGGUGUGAGUCGCUUCCUUCUCUGUAUGUGUUUGAAUGUGUGGAACUGGAGUUGAGCCUGAAGCUGGCAACAGGGGAUGACUAUGAGCAGUUGCAAUCAGAUUUCUCCUGCCCAAUUGCAUUACAUAAAGAUCCAUUAUGUCCAACACGAUAUCAUUGUAUACACCUAGCUGGUGUACACAGCAUUGGGCUGACAUGGGUCAACGAACUUGAACAAUUCUUCAGCACAGAUGAUGAAGAUAAAAAUGCGCUGCAGGAGUUGGCAGCAGAGCAGAAAUGCUUAGUGGAACAUGUCCUGUGCACCAAGCCACUGCCGUGCAGCCCACCUGCACCAAUCAAAGGAUUCUGGAUUGUUUCAGACCUCUCUCUAGGAGCUGCAAUGCUUUGUAUUACAGAUACAUUUGAAUGUAUUAUAAGACAAUUGCUGACCACUACACGGCCAGUAUCGCCACCGCUAUUGUGUUCCAACCCAGACACUGGCUGUGUGGCAUCUCCACUGAGAAACUUUGCAAGCAAUUCCUUCGAACAACACAUUAGGAACAUUUUACGUCGUAAUACAACCAAUCCAUUGCUUCUGAGGGCUUCUGAUGCCAUGGAAGCUCCACCACCACAGGAAUGCCUGCAGCUCUUAAGUCGAGCCACCCAGGUAUUCAGAGAAGAGUACAUCCUCAAGCAGGCUCUCGCAAGAGAAGAGAUCUUACGCAGGGUGAAGCUUCUGGAUAGUCAGAAGAAGAAACAACAGCAGGAUCUUAUGCAGUGCAUCAAGGACAAGAAUGUCAUACGGGAAAUGGCGGAGAUACUUGCUGACAAAUUUGAAGAUGCAAGAGAUAACCAAGAAGACCUCAUGAAUAGGGUGAAAAAAGUCUUGCACAGUUUUAAUUCAAAACUUCCUGUGCUGUCGGACAGUGAGAGAGACAUGAAGAAAGAACUUAAAUAUAUCAGGGAACGCCUCGAGGGCCUGGGAAAUAGUGUUAAGCAGGUGCAUAUGAAGAGUGAAUACCAGCAGAGGGAAAUACAUGGGGAAGAUAGCCCACGGAAAAAGAGCAUCUCACUGAGUGCAUCCCAGAAGAAGUGCAUUCAUUCAGUACUAAAAGAGCAAUUGGUCCCUGGCAUGAGAGGGUGUCCUAUGAUGAGACUGAGUAAAUUGAGCCUAUAUUCUCUGGAGUCUAGAAGAAUGGGAGGUGAUCACAUUGAAACAUACACGAUCCUGAAAGGGCUUGUUGACAGGGUGGACACAGGGAGGUUGUUUCCCUGGCUGGGGGCUCUAAAACACCGGAGGCACAGUCUCAGGAUAAACUGUUCAUCAUUUAGGACUGAGAUGAGAGACUUCUACAUUCAAAAGGAGUGACCGUAUUGCUGAAAUGGUGAAGAAGAUUAAUGACAUUCGAACUCAUGUGAACUUUUAACUCCUUAACUUUUCUAUUCUGCUCACUGAUGCCAGGUUAUUUUUCAAGCUGCGAUGUAUGAAAGUGGGAUGGGCAAUGACCCCAAUUACACUGAAACAACAUUGAGACAAAGUAAAAACAGCAUUUCCAACACUGCUGAUCUGUUCUUGACUAGGCUUAUUUGCAGUAUGCAUAAAGACCCAAAUUGUUUUAACCUUGCAUGUCUCAGAUAUUUUUGCGAUUUAUUCUUCAAUUAAAAAAUCAUUGGUGGAGGCGCUGCAGCAAGAAUUAGUGCAAGGGCUCCCAUCGACCUCAGAUUAUUAAACUAAUUCUUCUCUAUACAUUAUAUUUCAUUAAUUCCAAAUGACUGACUAAUGACCCACAUCUUGCUGGACUUAAUAUCACCAGUAGAAGGGAUAUUUUUUCUUCUGAUUCCUGGCUGAUGCCAUGUACAGUUUCACCUUUUGCCUAAAUAGCAGUUCUUCCUGUGUAAGCCUAGAGGUUAAACAUCAGGAGGCAAUUCGAGCACAGCCUUAUUCUAGAAUUGUGUUGUGAUCAAAACCAUGAAAUAUUUGCUUUAUCCACUACUUUGGUAGCUGCUUUUCCAGGGAAAAAAUAUCCCCCCCGUUUCUAUCUGUUCUUACUUUAUGCUGUGGGGAUGGGUAAACCUUCCAUACCACUGCCAGGUGCUGCUUAGGACCAAGUGUCUGGCAUUUCCUUUUCCUGCUGUGUUAGUGUUACUGUUUCAGCUUUAACCUGGUUUUAAUAGCAGGAGUACAGUCUCAUCAUAGCUAGGCACGUAUAUUUGCUCAUUCAUACUGCUGAUGUUCUACUUCCUAAGUCAAUUAUUGCUUCCUUUUAAUGUAUAAAGGAAGUUUGCACACCUUUCACCAGAUUUAUUUUUCAUACUUUCAAUGUUUUUGUUGAACUAGUUUGGAAGGCCCAGCCCAGAGAAACUGUAUCUCUUGAAAUGGCUUGGAACUUCAGUCUGAGUGCUUUUUGAUUAGCCUGUUUAGGAAAAAGAUUAGAUCUCCUGGUCCUCACCUUGGCAGUAGGAGCACUGCCCUGGCUUUAUGCUCUGAUCAGCUGAGUGGGAAAAUCAGCCACAGACCCACUCAGGACUGGGGUCCAGUGGCUCCUGCUGGAAAGUCUGUGCAAGUCUUGUGAAAAUGUGAUUGGAAUUCGUUCUAAUAUCCAUAUCCCUCAUUGCGAAAUGGUCAGAUGGGUGAGAUGAGGGGAAGCAGAGAAGAGGAGAGAUGACUGCUGGCACAUAUGGAACUUUGCAUGACAUGAGACAGUAUUUUAGGAAAGGAGAGGCAACUCCUCAUUCAGGUUUGCUCCUAAAAUUAUCUAAAGUAAACGUUUAAAAAUGUUUGAAAUAUUUUGGAAAUUCUUGUAAAUGAAACUGUCAAUUUAUACUUCGGCAUCCAGUUUAUUUUUGCACCUCACAGCUGUUGCUUUGAUUUAUGGAAAGCAGCUACUCCUUUUGGAGGUGUGAUGGCUGCUGGACCUAUUUCAUUCCAACCCUAUAAAUGCCAUGAAGAAGGGAGUAAUUUUAACUUCAUGCAUCCGAUGGGGAUAGUCAGUUUCCCAUUAGAUUAAAAUUACCCCCAAAUAUUUUGUUAGAAAAGUAAUAUUUAGAUAUUUUGACCCAAAGUAUACAGAGCAAAUGAUAAGACUUUUUUAAAAGAAGUACUUAGCUGUGUAAUUUUGUGUACUUUUUACAUCUGUAUGAAUAAAUGCUUUUAUAUGGUA
Messenger RNA from Carcharodon carcharias (great white shark), 4153 nucleotides. It is a transcript of the gene nup88, whose product is annotated as nucleoporin 88. The transcript has 18 exons. Gene Ontology annotation, biological process: protein import into nucleus; mRNA export from nucleus; ribosomal small subunit export from nucleus. Bases 16 to 2361 code for a protein of 781 amino acids. NCBI's taxonomy places the organism in Eukaryota, Metazoa, Chordata, Chondrichthyes, Lamniformes, Lamnidae. Gene Ontology annotation, molecular function: structural constituent of nuclear pore. The record is from RefSeq and is a predicted model, not a curated record. Gene Ontology annotation, cellular component: nuclear pore.